Molecule: messenger RNA, 2055 nt
Organism: Pygocentrus nattereri (red-bellied piranha)
Lineage: Eukaryota; Metazoa; Chordata; Actinopteri; Characiformes; Serrasalmidae
Gene: slc6a5
Product: solute carrier family 6 member 5
Exons: 16
Coding region: 85-2055 (656 amino acids)
Biological process (GO): sodium ion transmembrane transport; glycine import across plasma membrane; synaptic transmission, glycinergic
Cellular component (GO): membrane
Molecular function (GO): glycine:sodium symporter activity
Source: RefSeq, a predicted model, not a curated record
UUCAGCUCCGCGCGCUCCCCGCCUGCUCUCGCGCUGGAUUUUAUUCUGGGAUCUCGGACUGAUCAGGAGCGCGAGCCGCUGUCCAUGGAGGGCAGUGAGCAGAAGGAGAUGCAGCAGCAGGACGGGGACACGGGGGGCAAAAACUUCUGCCCCUCAGAGGAUAAAAAUUACUGCCCUACUGAGGGUAAAAACUCCUGCCUCGCGGAGCAGGGCAGAGCGCGCGUCGAGGAGGCAGAGGGGGGCUACGGCACGUUCAGCAGCGCGCAGGGGGAUGAGGAUGAUGACGGUGGGGGUGAUGAGAACAAAGCGCGCGGAAACUGGUCGAAUAAGCUGGACUUUAUCCUGUCCAUGGUGGGCUACGCGGUGGGCCUGGGGAACGUGUGGAGGUUCCCUUACCUGGCCUUCCAGAACGGGGGAGGUGCUUUUUUAAUCCCCUACCUGAUCAUGUUGGGUCUGGCUGGAAUCCCCAUCUUCCUGUUGGAAGUGUCUUUAGGUCAGUUCGCCAGUCAGGGACCCGUAUCCGUUUGGAAGGCUAUUCCUGCUCUGCAAGGUUGCGGGAUUGCCAUGUUGAUUAUUUCUGUGUUGAUAGCCAUUUACUAUAAUAUAAUCAUGUGCUGGACACUGUACUACCUGUUCGCUUCGUUCGCUUCGUUGAAGGACUUUCUUCCCUGGACCUUCUGCAACAACAGCUGGAACACAGCCGAGUGCAAAGACCAGCACAUGCUGAAACUGGAUUCUUGUAUAAUUCGGGAGAGAAACAUGAGCUCCGUUAAAAACACCACAUUCUGUUUGUCUGCAAACGCUGCUGGGAAUUUGAGCAAGUUAUUAAAUAUCACAGCAGACAACAGAAGCUACGUCAGCCCCAGUGAAGAGUAUUUCAAGUACAACGUGCUGCACAUCUCCAAAGGGAUUGAAUACCCCGGGGACAUCCGCUGGCCCCUGGCCGCGUGCCUCUUUCUCGCCUGGCUCAUUGUCUACGCGUCUUUGGCUAAAGGAAUCAAGUCGUCGGGCAAGGUGGUGUAUUUCACAGCCACUUUCCCUUACGUGGUUUUGGUCAUCCUGCUGAUCCGUGGCGUCACUCUGCCCGGCGCCGGUUCAGGCAUCCUCUACUUUAUCACUCCAAAGUGGGAGAAACUCAACGAUGCCAAAGUGUGGAAAGAUGCUGCCACGCAGAUCUUUUUCUCUCUGUCUGCAGCGUGGGGGGGCCUAAUAACUCUCUCCUCCUAUAAUAAGUUCCAUAAUAACUGUUACAGGGACACCAUCAUAGUGACGUGUACCAACAGCGCCACCAGCAUAUUCGCUGGCUUUGUCAUUUUUUCAGUCAUUGGCUUCAUGGCGCAUGAGCUGAAGGUGCCCAUCGAGAGUGUGGCUGAUGAAGGACCAGGCAUUGCGUUUGUUGUUUACCCAGAAGCCCUCACCAGGUUGCCAGUGUCUCCAUUUUGGGCGAUCAUCUUCUUCCUCAUGCUCCUCACGCUGGGGCUGGACACCAUGUUUGCCACAAUUGAGACGAUCGUGACCUCAGUGGCCGACGAAUUCCCCAAAUACCUGCGUAAACACAAAGCUGUCUUCACCCUGGUGUGCUGCGUGUCCUUCUACGUGCUGGGAUUCCCCAUGAUUACAGAGAGCGGUAUGUACAUGCUCCAGCUGGUGGACACUUACGCAGCCUCCUAUUCUCUGGUCAUCAUCGCAAUAUUCGAGCUGAUUGGAGUCUCUUACGUCUACGGCUACUUCAUUGAUGAGUUAGACACUCUUCUGAGUCUCUUCUCCAUCGAUGAACUCCUGCUCAUACUCUUGGGGGACAUCAGACAAGCUGCAGUCAUCCUGCCUGUUACCACUGCUAUCAUCCUUCGACCUCACCCUCAACCAGACUCCUCCAACGCACAAAGCAGCCUCGUGCUCCUCCGGCCGCGCUCGGGCUCCUCCGGCCGCGCUCGGGCUCCUCCGGCCGCGCUCGGGCUCCUCCAGCCACGCUCGGGCUCCUCCGACCGCGCUCGGGCUCCUCCGACCAUGCUCGGCCGGCUCAUAUCUACUGAAGUUGGCAUGCUACCCAGCUAG